AUGAGCGGAGUUUUUGACUCUCCCUUUGUGGCAGAUCAGUUGAAGGAGUUCCUGGGACGUUGGCAGGAAUUAAGAGCACCGCCGAUCGUCUUAAAAGCCAUAACAGGAUACUCGAUUCCGUUUGUAAUGAAGCCUCCUUCAAUUCCGUUCACUGCCGAUCUCGUAAAGAAAUUCUCAACAAAGAUCUCAAAAGCAAUGUCAGAGGAAAUCGAAAGUUUAAUCCAACAGCAGGUGGUAGAAAGCCCCGAAGCGCGUUCGGGGUUCUUGUCCCAGCUGUUUUUGAUUCCAAAACAGGAUGGGAAGUGUGGACCCUGGCUGGGCUGGGUCAACAAGUGGUUGGCCCUGGAGAGUCCGAGGUUUGCCCCCCAGUUGCGAGUGCGAGAGCCAGAAGAACCGCGAGGGAUUUCUUCUAAAGCUGGUUAUAUGAGAGAAGCAAAACUUUUGAAAACCCGUUUAGUAAGAUGUGUUUUUUGCGCAGAGGACAGUGUUUCUAAAAACUUUAUGCGUCAUUUGAUGAGACGACACGCUGGCGAAAAAGAGGUGAAGGCAAUUUUGUUGGAGCCUCUAAAGAGUAAAGCUAGGAAAAAGGCAGUAGAAGCAUUAAGAAAAGAAACUCAGUUCGAACAAUAUCUUGAUGGCGAUGGUAUUCCCGCACGCAGAAACUUUAACAAAAAUAUUGACACCGAAAACCAAAAAUCUCUUUAUUAUCCAUGCAUACAUUGCAAAGGUUUGUACAAAAAAUCUUACUUAAGUAGACAUUUAAAACUAUGUACCUCUAAAACAUGCAAAUCGGGUGCAUCGGGAGCCGUCUCAAAAUCACAAACAUUAACUGCAUGUAGUCUGGAUCCAACAAAUGUUGUAUCCCGUUUAGAAGUUAAGGAAAAGGUAUUUGACAUGAUGAGGGGUGAUGAUAUUGCGUUUGUUGCAAAAAAAGAUUUGUUAAUAACAUACUUCGGAAAUUCGUAUUUGAAAAAACACCGAAAGGAAAAAAGCAGCUAUACGUGCAGCAAUAAGAUGAGGGAGUUCGGGAGGUUAUUAAUAGAAUGCCGCAAACUUAUGAAUGAUCCAAAAAUCGAUAUGCAGCACUUACUCCGUCCCGUCCAUUUUGACACUAUUGUAACAGCAGCAAGAAAAUUAUCAGGCUACGAUCCCCUAAAAAAGGGCUUCGCUGCUCCUAGCUUAGCAAUGCACUUUGGAGGCAACUUGAAGUUGCUUUGUGAUGAACUGUAUUAUUUAAUUAUGAAAGAUACUACAGGAUUCAGAUCGAAGACGAACAGUGACAAAGCAGUCACUUUGAAGGCAGUUAAGAAUAUGAAGCAGCUAAUAGUUUCCAGAUGGAAUACUGAAAUGGCUUCUUUGGCAAAUAAGGAUUUACACGAAAAAUGUUGGAACAAGCCUUUGUUGAUUCCCUUGGUGUCGGAUAUCAAGCUUUUUAGGGAAAAAGCUUUCGAAAUAGCUAGAAACGCUGUUGCAGCCUUCAUAAAGGAAAUAGAUACAGAAAGUGACUAUAAAACGCUUGUCGAAUGCGUUCUAUCAUUACUCAUAAUUUUCAAUAGAAGAAGAAUAGGUGAUGUGCAGUAUAUGAAAAUAUCAGAUUACAACAAUGAGAAAAAAAGCAAAUUCAAUGAUUUUGAAGACGCACUUUCAGCAACAGAGAAAAUUUUGGCAACACGGUACCGAAGGGUCCUUAACAGCGGUAAAGGAUCUCGGGCAGUCGUAGUUCUGAUACCUCAAGACCUCGAUGAAUUCAUACAAGUGCUUUUAAGACACAGACAUAAGUAUAUUUGUGAAGAUAACGACUAUCUCUUUUCAAUACCAGGACAUAAAGUCAUAUGGGGCAAAGAAGACCUAGCAAUUCGAAACCUAACUAGAAAAAUUCCAUUAGAGAACCCUGUAGCUAUAACAAGUAAUCGUUUGAGAAAACAAAUUGCCACCGUCAUGCAGAUAUUAAGCCUGUCCAAAGAUGAUAUUAAACAGUUUUCUAACUUCAUGGGUCACACAGUUAAAACCCAUGAAGAAUUUUAUGAGCUUCCAGUUGAUGUCUAUCAGACAGCAAAGGUGUCAAAGCUUUUGUUGAUGAUUGAAAAUGGAGUGCCAAUAGAACAUAGAGGAAAAUCCUUAUCAGAGAUUGAGAUCGAUUGUAAAUAUGCCGAAGAAAACGAUAUGAAAUCUUUAGCAAAUCACCACGACGAUGGACUUGUAACUGAGGAAAUUGAGGAGAAUAACGAAAAAGAAGAUAGCGACCAAGAAACGGAAGAUGGAAAGGAGGUACCAGAAAUGAAUGAAAAGAAGAGGAAACGAAUGAAAUUUAUCCGGGGAAAGGAACAGCCGAAAUACAGAGAAAAAUACACUGACUCAAACAUAGAUGACAGAUCCAAGACCAAAAUAGAGGAAAUGAAGAAUAUUGGACAGGAAAAGGCUGAAGAAUAUUUUGAAGGCAGGAAAAAGAGAAAGAGUGAAAAAUGGUCUCCAAAUGAAGUCUCCCUGUUAAAGAAAACCUUUCAAAAAUACUUGAUUAAGGGCUCAUACCCUUCAACGGAAGAAAUAAGAAAAUUUUUAAACAAGAAUUGCAUUGAUAGGAAGCCAGUGGUGGUAAAAGCAAAGCUUCAGCAUUUGAGAAAGCNCGACUUCACCCCAUUAAGAAUCGACGCCGGCCAAACGAAAAAUCUAGUAUCGGUCCCUAGGGAAGACAGUAACAGAGUAAGAGUUGAAUUGUAG
Messenger RNA from Agrilus planipennis (emerald ash borer), 2718 nucleotides. RefSeq lists its product as uncharacterized. The record is from RefSeq and is a predicted model, not a curated record. Bases 1 to 2718 code for a protein of 905 amino acids. The transcript is spliced from 6 exons. NCBI's taxonomy places the organism in Eukaryota, Metazoa, Arthropoda, Insecta, Coleoptera, Buprestidae. Gene Ontology annotation, molecular function: DNA binding.